This is a messenger RNA of Zophobas morio, 1375 nucleotides long. Its product is annotated as histone deacetylase 1-like. Gene Ontology annotation, biological process: negative regulation of transcription by RNA polymerase II. Gene Ontology annotation, cellular component: nucleus; NuRD complex. The transcript has 13 exons. The record is from RefSeq and is a predicted model, not a curated record. Bases 1 to 1323 code for a protein of 440 amino acids. Lineage: Eukaryota; Metazoa; Arthropoda; Insecta; Coleoptera; Tenebrionidae. Gene Ontology annotation, molecular function: histone deacetylase activity.
AUGAAACCUCACCGGAUAAGGAUGACUCAUAAUCUGUUACUAAACUAUGGAUUAUAUAAAAAAAUGGAAAUUUUUCGCUCUCCACGAGCUCAAUUUGAAGACCUGACGAGAUUUCACAUUGACGAUUACAUUAACUUUUUAAGGACUAUCACCCCUGACAACGUUCAAGAGUAUUCAAAAGCAAUGGCUCGCUUUAAUGUGGGUGAUGACUGUCCCGUAUUUUAUGGACUUUAUGAAUUCUGCCAAAUCUCAGCUGGAGGCUCAAUCGCCGCCGCUGUCAAGUUAAACAACAGAGAAGCGGAUAUAGCUAUAAACUGGGCGGGCGGCUUGCACCACGCAAAAAAGACAGAAGCAUCUGGAUUUUGUUACGUCAACGACAUUGUCCUCGCAAUUCUGGAGCUUCUGAAAGUUCACCCGCGUGUUUUGUACGUGGAUAUCGAUGUGCAUCACGGCGACGGUGUGGAAGAGGCUUUUUACACGACCGAUCGUGUCAUGACACUCUCCUUUCACAAGUUUGGAGAAUACUUUCCAGGGACAGGAGAUAUAAGGGACAUCGGGGCGGGCGCAGGAAAGUACUAUGCUCUUAAUUUUCCUUUACGAGACGGACUGGACGACGACUCUUUCCUUGCCAUCUUUAAGCAGGUUCUAUCGAACGUGAUGGCAUUUUACCGCCCGACCGCUAUUGUUCUUCAGUGCGGGGCAGAUUCUCUUGCGGGCGACAGACUCGGUUGCUUUAACCUGUCUUUGCGCGGGCACUCGGGAUGCGUGGAUUACGUUAAGUCUUUUAAUGUCCCUCUGCUUAUGCUUGGAGGUGGCGGGUACACCAUCCGCAACGUGGCUCGCUGCUGGACCUAUGAGACGGCCGUUGCGCUGGAGACAGAGAUCAGCAAAGAUUUACCCUACAACGAAUACUUCGAGUACUUUGGUCCUGACUAUACGCUAGAAGUGCAGCCCUGCAACAUGGAGAAUAAAAACACGCCCGAGUAUCUCCAGAAAACUACUUGUGUACUACUAGAGAAUUUGCGAAAUAUAGCUGGAGGAGCAGCUCCCAGCGUGGCCAUGACGCACUGCAAUAUGCCAGUAGUGUCCAGCAAGGAGGAAAUGGAGCCCGAAGACGCCGACAAAAGAACUUCCCCUACUUUCAACGACCGGAGAAUCAUUUGCGACGAAGAAAUGUCCGACUCUGACGAUGACGACAACAGAAGAGAUGAACAGAACUAUGGCGAGGUUCCGGAAAGCGUCAAUCAAAAUAAAAGAGAUUAUAAUGGGGCAGAAGUGAUUGGUAGAGAGGAGGGUGUGCCAGAGAGCGCUCCGGAGCGCUGACUCGUGCGCAAAAUCGCAUUGUUUCCGUUGUAAUAAUAAAUAAGUUCUUUAC